This is a messenger RNA of Lolium rigidum, 1714 nucleotides long. RefSeq names its product mitochondrial-processing peptidase subunit alpha-like. The transcript has 12 exons. Gene Ontology annotation, cellular component: mitochondrion. The record is from RefSeq and is a predicted model, not a curated record. Lineage: Eukaryota; Viridiplantae; Streptophyta; Magnoliopsida; Poales; Poaceae. The coding region runs from base 1 to 1482 and encodes 493 amino acids. Gene Ontology annotation, molecular function: metal ion binding.
AUGAGGCGGCUCCGCAGUCUCGCCGGCGGGAGGAGCAGGACCUACGCGGAGAGCUUCCCUUCCCUGCUCGACCCGCUGCCGGGCCUCCACCUUCCACCCGCCCCCCACGACGAGUACCCGCAGUCCCCUCCGCCGCCGCCGCUGCCGCGCACAGAGGUGACCACUCUUCCCAACGGCGUCAGGAUCGCUUCGCAAGAUAUCCCGGGUCCGCUGUGCUGCGUCAGCGUGACGGUCGCCGCAGGCUCCGUCCACGAGACGCCCUCGUCGGCCGGCGCCGCCUACAUGCUGGAGAAGCUGGCUUUCCACGAGACCCAGAACCGCGGCCUCGGGGAGAUCGCGCUCAGCGUUGAGGCCACCGGGGGCAAGCUCGGCGCGGAGGCCGAGAGGGAGAGGAUGUUCUACAGGUUCGGGGCGCUCAGGGCCAGCCUGCCGCUAACCGUCGAGGUGCUCCUCGACUGCGUCCGCAACCCCGCCUUCCUCCGCAACCAAGUUCGGAGCAAGGUGGCUGAAGCUCGGGAGGAGCUGUCGUUCCUGGAGAGUGAUCCCGAAUUGUUUCUCCGGGAAUCGCUGCACCGUGUUGGUUAUUCAGGCGCCCUUGGAAACCCACUGUUCCCUACAAAGGAAGCCCUCGCGAGGAUUGAUCGUGGUGCCAUUCGCAGUUUCUACUUCGAAAACUAUACUGCGGACCGCUUGGUUUUAGCUGCAUCAGGCGUGAACCACCAGCAUUUGCUCGACAUUGCAGCACCCUUGUUGUCUGAUCUGCCCAAGGGGUCGCCUGUCCACAAACCAAAGUCGGCAUAUACUGGUGGAGAUUUCAGGCACAAAACUGACUCUGAGAUGACGCAUGUGGCAAUGGCGUUUGAAGUUCCAGGAGGCUGGCAUCAGGAGAAAGCAGCUAUAAUCAUGAAAGUCAUGCAGACAUUGAUGGGUGGCGGAGCUUCAUACUCCAGUGGUGGUCCCGGGAAAGGAAUGCAGUCCCGUCUUUAUCUCCGGGUUAUGGUUGAGUAUGAUUGGAUGCAAUCAAUUUCAGCAUUUAGUACUGUAUAUGAUGACACUGGUCUGUUUGGUAUUCAUUUGGCCGCGCCAUCCGAUCUUGUCGCUGAGGCUGUUGAUAUUGCUAUUAGAGAAUUGACAACAAUUGCAAGACCUGGCGAAGUUACAGAAGCAGAGCUCGGUCGAGCAAAAAACUUGACGAUUUCAUCCAUUCUACAGAACCUCGAAUCCAGAGACAAUCAUGCAGAGGACAUGGGGAGGCAAAUCCUGGUUGAUAGUUCAGGGAAGGCGAGCCAGGACUUGUUGGAGCGCAUUGACGAAGUGACUCUGGACGAUAUCACAUCGGUUGCACAAAAGAUGCUGUCCUCGUGCCCUACCAUGGCGAGCUGGGGAGAUGUUGACAAGGUGCCUACGCAUGAAUACGUCCAAAAGCUGAUCGAGUCGCCACCUAGUGACCUGAUGUGGAUGUUGAAGAGCUUCUUUUCUUGACAUCAGCUUGAGGUGAUGUUUAACAAUUAUAUGACCUGAAAGCUUCGCCAAUUAGUGACCCAGCCGUGUUUGCUCUGUUUUCUUAGCGGAUGUGGCGAUGAUUUAUUUGUUGCCAGUUUUUUUGUAGACCCAUGGGCUGUAUAUAGUUUGAUUGUGCAAAACUGACAUCCAUGUCUGGUACACCGGGAUUGUGGCAUAUGUGAAUAUGAGAUUUGAGAUUGCAUAUGGCAUA